GCGUCUGGCCGGCUUUUUUGCCAUCCCUAACUUGUCGAAUUGUGCAACCCGGAAAAUUGUCAAAAUUUUCGUAGACCUCAAAUAAAUUCCACACUCCGCAAACGAAUCAGGCACAUUGACCUGCCGACUUACCAGUCGUUCACCUAUCGAGGCAACACACACAGUUUGGAUUAAUUCGCGCCGCAACGCGAUUAAUUAAACUGACUCGAUCCGAACACACGAAGGAGUAGAAAACAAAUGAAAAUCACACACGUUCCGGUUGUUUAGAAUGAAUUGAUUUUCGUGGCGACUGCUUGGAAAACACAUAACGACAGGUCGGAAUAACAAACACCGGAAAAACGUUGCCCGUGGCAGCAGGCAAAGAGCAACAAGUCCACACAUCCCCCACUUAAAAAAACACAUCACUUUAGGUUUCACUUAAAAGUCUCGGCUUGGAAAAUGCUGUUUCAAAAGAUUUUCACCCGUGCCCUGCACUCCACGCGGCAACUUUACGCCGGAACUGGUGGAGCUGGAGGUCUGGAGAAGAGCGCACUGGCGGCCCUAAGGAAAAAGACCGGCUACACCUUUGCCAAUUGCAAGAAAGCCCUGGAAAAGCACAACAACGAUAUCGGUUUGGCUGAAAAGUGGCUGCAUGAGCAGGCCCAGUCGCUCGGCUGGACGAAGGCCACCAAACUGGCAGAUCGAGCCACCGCUCAGGGUCUAAUUGGAGUCCUCAUCCGCGGCAAUCGUGGCGCCAUGGUGGAGCUUAACUGCGAGACGGAUUUCGUGGCCAGGAACGACACCUUCAAGCGAUUCGUGGAUCACGUUGCCGGCAUGUGUCUGCACUACACGGAUUUGACGGAUUUCGAUGGGGAUCUGUGGAAGCUCGGCUUCGAUGCGGACGCCCUUAAGAACCUGAGAACGGAGGAGGGUCGCACUUUAGGUGACCACCUGGCCCUGCUGAUCGGCGCCAUCGGCGAGAAUGCCACCAUCCGGCGGGCACUGUGCUUCAAGGUCAACAACGAUCUGAAACUGGUUGGCUACGCCCACCCGGCGCCAACCAACGUUGGCACCACCGAGGGCAUCACCCAGGUGGGCAAGUACGGAGCUAUUGUCGCAUACCGAUCGGAUCAGAAGCUGCUGGAUUUUGAGUUCCACAAGAGCAUCUGCCAGCAGAUUGUGGGCAUGAAGCCGGUUAAGAUCGGGGAGUACGACAAGGACAAGCCUGCGGAGAACAAGGACGACGAGACGUGCCUGAUCCACCAAGAGUAUCUGCUGGAUGCAGAUAAGACGGUGGGCGAGGUCUUGCAGGAGCACAGUUGCGAAAUUGUCGACUACCAUCGCUUCGAGUGUGGAGAGCAGACGGAGCGCAGCCUGGAGGCGAUCAUUCGCUCCCAGCACCAGAGCAGCAAUUAACUAGCCCCUAAGCAGACUCUAGAUCACUAAAUUGUUAUACGCACCAGCCGAAGAUUGUUAACCCCAGAAGUUCUGGACAUAGUUCUGGUCAAAAUUUGCAUGUGAAAAAAGUACAACAACCACGACGAUCAGA
Molecule: messenger RNA, 1528 nt
Organism: Drosophila gunungcola (fruit fly)
Lineage: Eukaryota; Metazoa; Arthropoda; Insecta; Diptera; Drosophilidae
Gene: mEFTs
Product: elongation factor Ts, mitochondrial
Biological process (GO): mitochondrial translational elongation
Cellular component (GO): mitochondrial matrix
Molecular function (GO): translation elongation factor activity; protein binding
Source: RefSeq, a predicted model, not a curated record